AGCUGCAAGGAUGCAAAAGAGCCACCAUAACAGGCAAGUCUGGUCCUUUUAUAUGUACUUCUGCCUUGCUAUUGUGGUGUGUGAGUCUUUCCACUAUUCAGUCCCUGAGGAAAAGAAAAGUGGGUCUCUAGUUGCAAAUGUGCUAAAGGAUUUAAAAGUGGAUGUAAAGGAGCUGUCUGCUCGUAGGGCCCAGCUCAUUUCUGAAGGCACCAGGCAAUAUUUCCAGCUGGAUCCACACUCUGGGAAUGUGAUAUUGCAGGACAGAAUAGAUAGAGAGGCUCUGUGUGGUCAGAAGGAUCCUUGCAUCUUGUUCUCAGAGAUUGUGCUGGAAAAUCCAUUGCAAGUGCACAGAAUUGAAGUUCAAAUAGAGGAUGUGAAUGAUAAUUCCCCCCAAUUCUCUAAAAAUGAAUUUCUUUUUGAAAUACCUGAGCAGACUCCCCUGAAUACCCGGUUCCUUUUGGAGAAAGCUGAAGAUCAGGACAAAGGGGAAAAUGCUGUUCAGAACUAUACGCUUAGCCCAAAUGACCAUUUUAGACUGGAUGUGCAAAGUCGCAGUGAUGGGAGCAAAUAUCCAGAAUUAGUACUGGAGAAGCAGUUGGACCGUGAAGAGAACGCACGGCUUUUCCUGAUUCUGUCUGCUGUUGAUGGAGGGACCCCAAAGAGAACAGGCACAGCAAAUAUAGUCAUUCAUGUUUUGGAUGCCAAUGAUAAUGUCCCUCAGUUUCAGCAAUCUCUGUAUGAAGUGAAACUAACAGAAAAUGCUCCCAAAAACACACUUCUGACUAAAGUUGUAGCAGUUGACCAGGAUUUGGGUUCCUAUGGGGACAUCACUUAUUCCUUUAGCCAGGUGCCAGAAAAUGUGCUCAAAGCAUUCAAUUUAAACAAACAGACCGGGGAACUUAACGUUGCUGGAGCCAUUGAUUAUGAAGAGGAGAGAAGUUAUGAGAUAAGCAUCAAAGCCACGGAUGGAGGGGGGCUCUCUGCUUACUGCAAAGUCAUGGUGGAGGUUGAGGACAGGAAUGACAAUCCCCCAGAGGUGACCCUCACAUCCCUCACUAGCCCCUUACCAGAAGAUUCUCCACCAAAUACUGUUGUGGCCCUUUUCCGUGUAACAGACCGAGACUCUGGAGAUAGUGGCAGAACUGCCUGCACCACUGACACAAAUUUGCCCUUCAUGUUAAAAUUGUCCGUGAAUAGCUAUUACCAGCUGCUGACUCAGCAGUCUCUAGAUAGAGAAAAAGCAUCAGAGUAUAACAUCAGCAUCACAGCUACAGACAGGGGUUCACCUAGGCUCAUUUCAACAAGAAUAAUUAAUGUUCAGAUCUCAGAUGUCAAUGACAAUGCUCCAGUAUUUGAGAAGUCAACAUAUGAAAUGCAGUUAUGGGAAAACAACAUUCCGGGGCUGCUGAUAGGGUUGGUCCGAGCCAGGGACCUGGACACAGAGCGGAAUGCCAAAGUAAUGUAUUCUGUUUUGCCUGGGAAGGUCAGCAAUCAACCUUUGUCCUCUUAUGUCUCCAUCAAUUCUGAAACCGGGAAUCUCUAUGCCAUCCGAUCUCUGGACUAUGAGCAGGUGAAAGAUUUCCAUGUGACUGUAAGAGCUGUGGACAGCGGUUCUCCUCCCCUGAGUUCCCAAGUUAUGGUCCGAGUUGUCGUCAUGGAUGAAAAUGAUAACACCCCGUUCAUCCUCUACCCUCUUCAGAAUGGCUCUUCCCCAUCCAAUGACCUGGUUCCCAGGGGGGCGGAGGCUGGUUACCUGGUCACCAAGGUGGUGGCAGUGGACAGAGAUUCCGGUCAGAACUCUUGGCUUUCCUAUGAGCUCCUGAAGGCCACAGAACCGGGUCUGUUCAGUGUGGGGGCCCAGAAUGGAGAAGUGAAAACCAUGAGACCAAUUAACAAACGAGACUCUUUCAAACAGAAACUUAUCAUUGGAGUCAGAGACAAUGGGCACCCUCCCCAGUCCACCUCUGCAACACUAAGCAUUCUGCUAGUGGAUGGCUUUUCUGACCCUUAUAUGAAAAUGGUGGAUAUUCCAAAGGAGGAUGUGGUGGAGGAGAAAGACCAUACCCUGACUAUGUAUCUGGUCAUAUGUUUGGCUGCCAUCUCCUUCAUUUUCCUGCUUUCUGUGGUGGUGGUUGUUGCCAUCAAGAUUCAUAAAAGGAGGAAGUUCAUAGAGAGUUCUGCCCUGAAUUUCCCAGUGGGACCAGAUUUCCCAGAGAACUGUGGAGCUGCUGAUGCUGGAUCCCUUUCCCGGGCUUACAAGUAUGAGGUGUGCUUAGCUGGUGGGUCUCUGAACAGCGAGUUCAGGUUUCUGCGGCCUCUCUUCCCUGUGUUUUCUAUGGAGCCUGCUCAGUCCCAAGGAGUUCAAGGAAUUUCUCCUGGUUCCCAAGAAGUGUCCGGUCAUCAAGAAGGUCAGCUUAUGAGUCAGGUGAGAAUAAUUAAGUUAAUAUAA
Molecule: messenger RNA, 2449 nt
Organism: Heteronotia binoei (common prickly gecko)
Lineage: Eukaryota; Metazoa; Chordata; Lepidosauria; Squamata; Gekkonidae
Product: protocadherin beta-16-like
Exons: 1
Coding region: 11-2449 (812 amino acids)
Biological process (GO): homophilic cell-cell adhesion
Cellular component (GO): plasma membrane
Molecular function (GO): calcium ion binding
Source: RefSeq, a predicted model, not a curated record